GCCACAGUUCCCCGGCUCCGGUCAGGGAUGCUCUCCGCGCAGCAGACAAAGGACGGAGCUCUUUGCUGUGGGUGGUAAUUAUCAAGGAGCUUAGAAGAAAAAAAAGCAGCAGCUUCGACCAAACUUACUGCCACAUCACACAAGCUGCUCACUAGAAGCGCAGCAUGUAUUUGGAAGUUUUGGCGCUGUUGUUUUUCUUGGAGCGGAGUUGCCUGAGCGCCCCGCAGCAGCCGUGUCAUCCAGGAGACGAGUUUUUAGGAAGAUGCAGCAGCAGCCGCAGCGCACACGAUGAAACACCUACCUGCACAGAACUGAACCUGGGCUACUGUAAUGAUCUGGAGUACUCAACAACCAUAUUCCCCAACAUCCUUGGUCACCGGAGUCGUUAUGAAGCUGAGUCAGGAGCAGAGUAUCUCCUCCUGAGUGUCAUCCAUGGUCUCCUCAAUGGUGAGUGCUCUCCCGAGAUCCGUCUUGUAGGGUGUUCGGUGCUGGCCUCGCCCUGCCGGGAUAACAAGAUGGUUAAACCAUGCCGCAGCACAUGCGAGGCAUUGAGGAAAGGCUGCAUUCACGCCUUAGAGGCCAUCGAGAUGGCCUGGCCCUACUUCCUGGAUUGUGACCGCUUCUUUGCUGGUAAUGAGGAGGGCUGCUUUGACCCACUAGCAGGGCUGAAAGCCAGACAGGAGGUGGCAUUGUCCAGUCUCUCUCCUGAAGAACCGAGCACCAUCAUCCAGUUCACCUAUGCCUCUAAUGCCCAGAUGUACAGCUUACUGAAGAGAACAGCAGCCAAAUGCUCCCACAUCUCUCAUGUCUACAGCAUCGGACGAAGCACCGAAGGCAGAGAUCUGUUGGUUAUUGAGUUCACUGACAACCCAGGGCAACAUGAGCUGCUUGAGCCAGAGAUAAAGUUGGUGGGCAACAUGCAUGGGAAUGAGGUGCUUGGCCGACAGCUUCUCGUCUACCUGGUCCAGUACCUGUGCUCGGAGUAUAUUCUAGGAAACCAAAGAAUUCAGUCCAUCAUUAACAACACACGUAUUCACAUUCUGGCCUCUAUGAACCCUGACGGGUAUGAGCUGGCCGCCUCAGAGGUAGAGGAUAGCAAUGACCAGGAGCUCUCCCACCAGGAAGGUCACUUGCUGAAUGGAUGGAUAAGUGGCCGGGCCAAUGCUCAGAACCUUGACCUGAACCGCAACUUUCCCGAUCUCACCUCCCUGUUCUAUCGGAACCGUCGCAGCAGGCACUACCGCAUAGAUCACAUCCCGAUCCCUGACACCUACUGGUUUGGGAAGGUGGCACCAGAGACCUAUGCAGUAAUGAAGUGGAUUAGGUCACUACCAUUUGUUCAGUCUGCCAGCCUCCAUGGAGGGGAACUGGUGGUCUCCUACCCCUUCGACUUCUCUAGACACCCACAUGAGGAGAAGAUGUUUUCACCCACUCCAGAUGAACAGAUCUUCAAGCAGCUCGCUCGCACUUAUGCCGACGCUCAUGCCACCAUGUCAAACAAUGACACGGACAGGUGUGGGGCCUCUUUUUAUCGUACCAGAGGCAUCAUCAAUGGUGCACUGUGGUACAGUUUUGCUGGUGGUAUGUCUGAUUUCAAUUACUUACACACUAAUUGUAUGGAGAUCACAGUGGAGCUUGGCUGUGACAAAUUCCCCUCAGAGGCUGAGCUCUACCCAGAAUGGAAAAGGAAUAAAGAAGCUCUGCUCAGUUUUCUUGAGUCUGUCCACCGAGGAAUUAAGGGUGUUGUGAGGGAUACAGAUGGAAAUGGUAUAAAAGGUGCAACAGUCUCUGUCAGGGGGGUCAGAAAAGAUGUCACUACAGCUGAGGAUGGAGAUUACUGGAGGCUGCUGAAUCCAGGAACUCAUAUCCUGACAGCUACCGCCAAAGGUUUCUCAAGGAUCAGCAAGAGAGUUUUUCUGCCCCACAACAUGAUCAAGGCUGGACGAGUUGACUUUGUUUUGGAGAAGAUUCCUGUGGAGCCAGAUAUAGAUGACCACCUCUUUCCCACAGUUGACAGCUGGGAUCGAUUUGACCCCUAUAACCAAUUUGAGCGCUUUGGCGAGCCAGAUGUUACCGAGGAAGGAAUAGAGCGGCAGGAGAAACCGUGGUGGUGGAACUACUUCUCCCAGUCGGGCAUCUCAUCUCCAACAUGGCUGCUGAAAAAUGUAUAGAUAGAUGUUGGAAAAAUGAACACCCACAUGUGCUCACACAUAAGGAUGAAUGAACCCACAUCCAGUCUCGUCUGUGCUUCCAGGAGCAUCUAUGUAGCAGAAGCUGUCACACUGAUGUCAUCAUUCACCCCACACUUUUUGUGUGCAUUUUGAAAGGAUUGGAAACAGCAUUCUAAAACUUACUAGCCAAUAUUAUUCUGCAGCUGAUUUGAACUAAUUUUAAAAACAUAAUGUAAAAUAAGAAGGAUAUGGACACAGCAGUUAUGCUUUUGUAAAUUCUAUUCUUCAUAAGUAGAAACAUGCAUUCAAAAGGAUAUUAUUUUCAUAUUAAAUGAGCAGCAGAGAUAUUCCAGUUUUAAAAUUCAAGUUGGGAAAUAUUUCUAAUAUCACAUUCUAAAUGCAAAAUUUUCUUCAGUUUUUAUCAUUAUAUUUUGUAUUGUAGCUAAAAGGCAACACAGGCACAUUUAAAACCUUAUGGACCACUAUAAAGCUUCUGCACUACAUUUUGAGCUCUCAAUAGAAGCAGUUCUGUACCAUCACUGUGUGAACAGUAAAAUGAUUUGCUUUGAUUCUUCUUCCAGGGGAUAAUAAAUAAUUAUAAAUAAGAAAUAAAA
Girardinichthys multiradiatus is the source of this 2785-nucleotide messenger RNA. RefSeq names its product carboxypeptidase Z (gene cpz). The coding region runs from base 165 to 2171 and encodes 668 amino acids. Lineage: Eukaryota; Metazoa; Chordata; Actinopteri; Cyprinodontiformes; Goodeidae. Gene Ontology annotation, biological process: proteolysis. Gene Ontology annotation, molecular function: metallocarboxypeptidase activity; zinc ion binding; protein binding. The transcript is spliced from 13 exons. The record is from RefSeq and is a predicted model, not a curated record.